Molecule: messenger RNA, 2119 nt
Organism: Medioppia subpectinata
Lineage: Eukaryota; Metazoa; Arthropoda; Arachnida; Sarcoptiformes; Oppiidae
Source: the annotation of a GenBank genome assembly
UUUAUACCAAAACUGAAGUGAUGAGACUUUUGAUACAAUAUUGUAACUUUGAUUUAACAAAACAGCUAGAACUAAACGGGCUUAUAAUUAUGAUUAUGAUAGGUAAAAAUUUAUACAACAACGAACACGUGGCCAUCAAAUUGGAGCCCAUGAAGACCAAAGCCCCGCAAUUGCAUCUCGAGUAUAGGUUUUAUAAAUUGCUCGGAAACGUCGACGGAAUACCAAAAAUCUAUUACUUCGGUCCGUGCGGUAAAUAUAACGCUUUGGUUAUGGAGUUAUUGGGUCCGAGUCUUGAAGAUAUGUUUGAUCUCUGCGAUCGAAAAUUUUCAACUAAAACUGUGGUUCAAAUUGCGUUACAAUUAGUACGAGACAUGUUUAUGACGAGUGCAUUGAUAUUGAGUUUUAAUUGUUGUUGUAUUGUGUCUGAUCUAACUCGGAUAGAGUUCGUCCACUCAAAACAUCUCAUAUAUCGCGACAUAAAGCCGGAGAACUUUCUGUUAGGCAGACCUAACUCACGGAAGUCUAAUGUCUUACAUAUGAUUGACUUCGGGUUAGCCAAGGAAUACAUAGAUCCCGAAACUGGUAAACAUAUUCCCUACAGAGAACACAAGAGUCUCACCGGAACCGCCAGAUAUAUGAGUAUUAAUACACAUUUAGGCAAAGAACAAAGUCGAAGAGACGAUUUGGAGGCUGUGGGCCAUAUGUUUAUGUAUUUCCUGCGGGGAAGCCUUCCCUGGCAGGGACUCAAAGCCGAUACACUCAAAGAGCGUUACUCCAAAAUUGGCGACACAAAGAGGGCCACACCUAUCGACGUGUUGUGUGAGGGCUAUCCCGAAGAGUUCGCCACUUAUUUGCGAUACGUUCGACGACUCGACUUCUUUGAGACUCCAGACUAUGAAUACCUGAAGAAGUUGUUCAUUGACUUGUUUGAGAGGGAAGGCCAUCAACACGACGGCGAAUACGACUGGACCGGAAGACAGCAGUCACAACCGCAUCAGAUGACUGAUCCGCCUCCGAUUCCACGCGAAAGACACGCCGCCUCUAAUAUAAAGUUAACGGAUCGAAAUAAGAACGCGUGGAUGGAUAGACAGGACGACAGGGGAGGCAUUUUGGGCGCCAGCGGUGCCGCUAAGCUAUUAGGAGGCAGUCUCUCUGCCGGUGACAGACACGGAUCAGUUCAAGUGGUGAGCUCUACUAAUGGCGACCUCACCGCCGACGAUCCCACUACUGGUCACUCAAAUACGCCGAUUACCGGACCCGUGGAAGUGGAAGUGAUUUCAGAGACAAAUUGUUUUCUAUUGCCGUUCAGAUGCUGUUGUUUUUAUAAGAAGAAGAAGAAAAAGCCUUCGCGUCAGAAGUGAUUUGUGUCCAUAAAAAAGUCUAAUUUAAUUCAAAUAUAGUUUGAAAUUAAGCCCAUGUUUUUGGUUCGCGUUUCUGUCAUUAAGUUUAUAUUAAAAUCCAAUUUGCAUUCGAUUUGAUAAUUGUUUGGGAACUGAUAUAUAUUGGCCACCGAGUGGUGAACAUGACCUCCAAGUGCUCAUAACGUGUGCUAAUGUCUUAAAUUCAAUGAUGAAAUCGAUUCAUUCUGUGAUCUUUGAUUAUCAUUAAUAUUAUUCAUCGAAAGCAACAAUUAUUUGAUCAAAAAAAUAAUGUUUUUAUUCGUGAUUUUCCAGAAAAUUCAUUUGUAAUAUACUAUUAAUUUCUCGAACUAUUCUUCGAUUCAUUUGAAUUUAUAAAAGAAAGAAAUCGAAAACUGAUUAUUAGUCUCAUAUAUGAAACUGAUUUUAAUUAAAAGAUAAUUUUUAAAAAUAUUUGUCUUUUGAAUUGUUUUUUAUAUAUAAAAAUUGGUAAAAUAUUGUUACCGUUUUAACUAAAAUCAAUCCAUUGUUACACAACAAAUACACAAUAUAUGGUAAAUCAUAAAACAGUAUAUUUCGUAAUACAUGUACUGUACGUACGGAUUCAUGCCUUCCUUUACUACAAUUUACAAAUUAUUAGAUCUCUAUUCAGUUUGUGAUUAUAGUUUAGUUGUCAAUUCAUUUCACAAAUAUUUUUGUUAUAACCGCUAUAUAACUGGCAUUUGUUUUUCUGCAUGUCUUUCAUACCAUAUAUAUUAGGC